AUGGCGCUUUAUGAGGCGUGGCUUCGAGCGGGUCAGCAAAAUGACCAGCUUGGCAAUCUCUUGACCACUGGUUCAAGACUGAUCCAGCAUCUCGAAUCUUAUAGCUUGCUUUCCGAGGCUAACGGCAUUCGAGAUGAGCUGUGGAAAUUGUUCUGUCGCAUGCUAGAUCGAUCAGAGGACAAGGGUAGCUCGACAUAUCAUCUCUUCCAAGCCAUCCUUGCUUCAUCGUCUGAACAAGACAUUUCCGCCUCACUUUUGGAGGAUGCCUUUGUACUCAUUGAGCAGAUGAGCGAUGCAGGUUCUCACAAGGCAUGCUUCUACUUGUCGCAAUGGGUCUUUGAGUACAGUGAAGAUGGAGCCGACAGCGAUGAUAGCUCCUCUGAGCUUGUGCUUCUGAAGUUUAGUACCUUGCUGUACAAGAUCUCCGAGAUUGAAGUCGACGUUCCUCUUAGUGGUUUGAUUGAAGAACUGGCUACACAGCUGGGAGUAUUGGCUAUGAGCUAUACUUCUGACAUCGACCUGAGCGUGUUGAGUGUCAGUCAUCUUACAUGCAUCCUCAGCAUCGCUGGCAAGCAGAACGACUACACUACUCUCAAGCGUAUCCUAGAACUUCUCUGGAACUCACGCGACCACUACGACUUCAAUCUCGAGCCCACCACCACAAUCGCUAUUGGCAAGCGGCUGGCAGAGGUUCAUUUCGCCUGUGGGGAGCAUAAUGCAGCUUUCACUCUUCUUGAGGACAUCAGCUAUAACCUCAAGGAUGUAUAUGGAGCCAACCACUCCAUGGCCAUGAGCUGCAUGAGGCUUCUGGCAUCCAUGCACGAAAGUCUAGGACAUCGUACCUCGGCUAUUGACGUCAGAUUCCUCAUGCUCAAAGACGCUGCGACAUGGGAGGACGACUUAACGUCUCCAGGGUCACAAGAUGAAGCUGUCGCCUUCUAUCUAGACCAACUGCAAUUCCUCAGGAACGGGUAUGCUACUGUCGGGCAGGAAUACUCGUGGCAUUUGGAGCAGAACAUGGAUUACCUCGAGGAGAUCACCUCCAAGGUAAAGCAAUUGAUCUCGGUAUCCACUUCUUCACAUGAUGUGGGAGAUAUCUUGGAUCUCGAGACUUGGGCUGGCUUAGAUGAGGUUGAGGUCAAUGAGGAUGCAUUGGAUGCUUGGUGCGCGCCCGAAGAUUGGAGAGUUGAUAUGGGAAUGGAGGAUGAUGGUGAUAGCUGUGCUUAUUCUACUUCGUCGACAAACGUGUAA
Fusarium sp. VM40 is the source of this 1251-nucleotide messenger RNA. Lineage: Eukaryota; Fungi; Ascomycota; Sordariomycetes; Hypocreales; Nectriaceae. The record is from the annotation of a GenBank genome assembly.